Messenger RNA from Quercus robur (English oak), 3868 nucleotides. RefSeq names its product toMV susceptible protein tm-2-like. The transcript has a single exon. The record is from RefSeq and is a predicted model, not a curated record. Lineage: Eukaryota; Viridiplantae; Streptophyta; Magnoliopsida; Fagales; Fagaceae. Gene Ontology annotation, biological process: defense response to other organism. Gene Ontology annotation, molecular function: ADP binding. Bases 853 to 3732 code for a protein of 959 amino acids.
UAUUAUUGAUCUCACAACAGACCAACAAGCCCAUGAACAAGACAAGAACAUUGCUGUUUGGACUGCCAAACUUUUCAGCUAAGAAUUUUAGAGCUGGUACAUGUGUUUGAAAACACUUUCCUUCACUCCUCCCUUCAUUUCUAACUUCAAGUCCACAUGAUUGAUAGUCAUCAUAAAACACUUUCGUUCAUCCUUCCGGACUUUCCUUUCCCAACAACCCUCUGCCCCCGUGAGAUGGCUCUCAAUCAAGUCUCUCGGUUCUAGCAGCCCAGAUUGGUUCAAGCUCAGCCUCAUUCACUUCGGCCCGUGCUCUCUCUACCCCUUUGCAAGAUCAUUUUCUCUCUCUUGAGUUUUGGUGAGCAGUUUCUCUCUCCCUCUCUUCUCCCCUUUGCCAGAUCGGUUCAUCUCUCUCCUUAAUAUCGUAUUUUUGUGAUUUGGGUCUCCGAUCUAAGGAUUUGGGUCUCUGAUCUAAGGAUUUGGGUUUGGGUUUUUUUGUUGUGGUUGUGGUUUGAGGCUUGGGCUGUGGUGGAGCUUGUGGUUGUGGGUUUUCUGUGCAUUCGUUUGGAUUUUUUGGUGGAGGUGGAGGUUGUGGUUGUGUUGAGGGCUGUUGGUGGUGGAGGUUGUGGUUGUGGGUUUCUGGGUUUGCCGGUGGUGGUGGUGGAGCUGAGUUUUGUGACCAAAUAAAAGUGUUGGAUUUUUUGAGUGAUAGUGGGGUUUGGGUUAUGAGUUAUGGAUUUUGAGUUUGAGUUAUGAAAACUGGGUCAGCCCUAAACCAAACGAGCCUUAAUUGAUUUGUACUAAGUUUUAGUGUUUUACUUUUACCCACAAAGAAGGGAAAAUAAUUAAGCAGACAUGGUAGAUAGUGUUGUGAGUUUCCUGUUGGAGAACGUGACUCAGUUGCUCUCCCAAGAAUCAAAAUUGCUAGGGGGAGUAGAGGAUCAAGUGAGGUCACUUCAGAAUGAGCUGUCUCUGAUCAAUGCCUUCCUGAAAAAUACUGAUGGGAAACGACAUGACAAUGAGUUGGUGAAAGAGGUAGUAAGCCAAAUAAGGGACGUAGCUUAUGAGGCUGAGGAUGUUAUUGAUACGUUCAUCAUGGCUGUGACAAAGUACAGAAGAAAAGGCAAGCUGGGGAAGUUAAUCCAUUCUUGUAACCGAGCAAUAUCGUUUCACGAGGUUGCAAACAAGAUAGAGAGCAUCAAGAUCAUCAACAAGGAAAUUCACGACAAUAGGAACAAGUACGGCAUAGAAAUAGCUGAAUCAUCCGGAGGAGAAACAGAAGCAGAGGUGAAACUACACAAGCGCAGGAGAUACGUAGAAGAAGAUCACGUGGUGGGCUUUGGUCAUGACACAGAGGCAUUGGCGAAGCAGCUUAUUGAAGGUAGUUUGCAUCUUAAUUUUGUUUCAAUCAUUGGCAUGGGUGGCUUAGGUAAGACCACUCUUGCUAGGAAGAUCUACAACGACAAUCAUGUCAAGAACCACUUUGAUUUCCAUGGGUGGGUGUAUGUCUCUCAAGAAUAUAAAAUCAGAGACAUGUUGAUUGAAAUUUUGAAGGGUAUGACACCAAUGCCAAAAUUGAAGAAGUUUAUUUUGAAAGUUGAAUUGAAAGAGGAAUUACUUCACGGUCUGGAAGCUAAGUAUAGCACGAACAAAGAUAAAUUGAAAGGGACAGUAAUUGAAGACUUGAACGGAAUCAAGGCAAUGAAUGAUGAAGAAUGCAGAAAGGCAUUGUUUGCUUUCUUGGAACACAUAAAAAAAAAAAAUUUGCCAAAAUGGUUGUCAGAUUCCAUGUCAGCUUUCGUGGAAGGUAUUUACGAAAAGAAUGGUGUAGGGUGGCAAGAUUUGGAUGAAGAUGAAUUGAGAAGUUUGUUGUUCGAUUGCUUGAAAGACAAGAGAUACCUAGUUGUCCUAGACGACAUUUGGGAAAUUGAAGCAUGGAAUGAGGUAAGUGCCGCCUUUCCUAAUAACUCGAAUGGGAGUAGAAUAUUGAUUACUAGCCGAAUAAAAGAAGUAGCAUUACAUGGAACUAGUGUUAAUAGUGUUCCUAUUCCUCCUUAUGAACUCCCAUUUCUUAAUGAAGAUAAAAGUUGGGAACUCUUUUGUAAGAAGGUGUUCCGAGGAGCUUCAUGCCCUUUAGAACUUGAAACUUUAGGGAGACAAAUUGUGGACAGUUGCCAAGGCUUACCACUUGCUAUUGUGGUAUUAGGGGGUCUUUUGGCGAAUAAGGAGAAAACACAUCGAACAUGGUCGAAAUAUAUUGGCCAUGUCAAUUCGUAUCUGACUCAGGAUAGAUCAAGUUGCAUGGACAUAUUGGCUCUAAGCUACAAUCACUUACCCCGACGCUUGAAACCAUGCUUUCUAUAUUUUGGUAUUUACCCAGAAGACUUUGAGAUACCAGUGAGGCAACUAAUCCGACUAUGGAUAGCCGAGGGAUUCAUUCAACAAAUUGGGAGUAGAAAUAUAGAGGACAUUGCUGAAGACUACUUGGAGGAACUCAUUGAUUGGAGCUUGAUUCAAGUGGCAACAAAAAGGCUAGAUGGAGGAGUCAAAACAUGUCGUAUCCAUGAUCUUUUACGAGACCUUUGUAUAUCAGAAAGUGCUGAAGAGAAGUUUCUUGAGGUUUGUUCAGAUGUUAAGCUUUCACCCAUGAGCAAAUGUCAUAGAAUUUCCAUCCACUUUGCCAAUAAUCCAUACAUUUCUUCCAACCCUUGUAAGUCUUCAAAUAAUCGUUCUGUAAUAGGCUUUCAGGGAGUUGUCGGGCUUGAGAGUCCUCUUGACAAAGGCUACUACUUGAAAUGGCUAUGCAAAAGUAACAAGUUGGUUCGGGUGGUAGAGCUUAGCAAUAUGGCCAUUUGUUGCGCAAUCCCCAAAAAGAUUCAAAACCUGUUUCUUUUGAGGUACUUGAGCAUUUCAUCUGGUUUGCCUCAUGUCAUCAUUCCAAAUUCCUUAUGCAACCUUUGGAAUCUUGAGACGCUAGAUAUGAGAAAUUCUAAAAUUGAAAGCUUGCCCAAGGGGUUAUGGAAGUUACAAAAAUUAAGACAUUUGUACUUGAAUGGGCCAACAUCUCUACCUGGAACAGACAAUGAAGAGGGUUUACCCAAUCUUCAAGUCCUUACUGGUAUAGCAUUAAAUCACUACACUGAGAGUCUCUUUGCCAAGGCCAGAUUUCCUAACCUAAGAAAAUUAGGAUUGUGUUCAUCAAAUGUGCACGAGUCAAGGUUAUUCAUAUUGUCAUUGUCAAGCAUCCAUCCCUUGCGUCAUCUGCAGACUUUGAAGGUUUGUAAAUAUAUUUAUAAACUUUCAAAUCCUAGUUCACUCCAGUUGAUCCCAACAAAGUUAACCUUGCUGGAUAUGCCAAAUUUUUCUCCAUCUUUCGGAGUGUUGAGUAGCCUUACCAACCUUCGAAUACUCAAAGUAGUUGGAUGUGACAAUUUAGUACUUGAAUGCGAUGAACGUAGUUUUUGUCAACUCCGAGUCUUCAAAAUGGCAAAAUUAAAUCAUAUGCAAUGGACUAUGAAGAAAGGUGCAAUGCCAAGGCUUCAACGUUUGGUCAUCGAGCGUUGCAAGUUUUAUAUGCUGCCCCUGGACGAACUAUGGUGCUCGAGCGCCUUGCAGGAUGUGGAAGUUUUCUAUCCCGAUCCACAAUUGGUUAAGGGGCUUCAACAGUUUCAGAUGAGGGAUGGAUGUAGGCUCCAAGUCUAUCCAUCUCUGGACCCAUUCCCAACAACUAAUUGAGAUAAGUAGUCUGUUGUGCUAUGCUUUGGUGGUCAAUGCUCCUCUCUUUCCUGAUUAUCUUAGCUGUUUGUUAACUUAAGCCUUUACUGUAUUUGUUUUUUGUUUAUGGACCUGUGGUGAUAAAUCCGUCUUGGUU